AUUGUCUAUAACUGAGUGUGCCGGGCCAAAGCCGGGUGCCAUUUGAGUCCAGGGCUUCAGCGGAAAGGGAAGAACCAUGGCUGCUCACCAGCAAAGCAGAAGGAAAGCCAGGGAGGCAAAAAGAAAGAAGGCCCAGAAGAAGCACCAACAAGCCAGGCGGAAGCAGAAGAAACUGCAGCCCCAGAAGCAGAAGAAGCCGCGCCAGGCGCGUCCUAAGCACAAGGGCCGCCAGAGCAAGGCCGGCGGCAGCGGUGGGGAGCAGGAGAGGAAGGUCUGCCGCCCGCGGCUCUUUGCCUCCAGGAUCCUGCGGCAGAUGCCCAAGGUGCGGAUGGAGGCCAAGGCCAGGAACCUGGUGAAGACCAUGCUGACGGACGUCUACAACCACGUGGCCACCGAGGUGGAGACCCUGAGCCAGAAGAACGAGGCCUCCGCCAUCAGCAGCUCCGAUGUGCAGACCGCCUUGAAAGAAGCCAUGAGCAAGGAGCUGGCCAAGCACACGGCCGAGCCGCCCACCAGCGGGGAGUGCGCUUAGAGGAGAUCCCUUCCUCUCCCCUCCCUUCUCUGCCAGGGGGGACAAGAAGGGAGAGGACCCAGCGCCUUGCCCCAGGAAGGAACCUAAUAAUAAUAAAAAACAAGAGACUUUAAAAUAUUUUGCUGCCUCAAAAUACCUACGAAAUCCUGUAUUCUACCACUUUCUAUGACCAUACGCACCUGAAAGAACGGUUUGUGAGGUGGGUUCAGAGAGGAAAAGAAACACCAUAUAUAUGAACUGGUUCUUCCAAUAAAUCGGGAUUUUAGCAGCUUUAUUCACCGACUUCUCU
Messenger RNA from Pogona vitticeps (central bearded dragon), 821 nucleotides. NCBI's taxonomy places the organism in Eukaryota, Metazoa, Chordata, Lepidosauria, Squamata, Agamidae. The record is from RefSeq and is a predicted model, not a curated record.